Molecule: messenger RNA, 2108 nt
Organism: Olea europaea var. sylvestris
Lineage: Eukaryota; Viridiplantae; Streptophyta; Magnoliopsida; Lamiales; Oleaceae
Product: ankyrin repeat-containing protein ITN1-like
Exons: 5
Coding region: 34-1974 (646 amino acids)
Molecular function (GO): protein binding
Source: RefSeq, a predicted model, not a curated record
AGCUCGAACUAGUAGUUGAUCUGGUUGCCAGUGAUGGAAAACUCAAGCAAGUUUCAACUUCAGAGAACUCUUUCUAUUCAGUCCUGCUUCCUGGAACUAAACUCUAUACCGGCCUCUGGUGGUGCCGAAGAAUCUGACUUGAACAACACUGGAAUCACUUCUUACCCUCCUGUUCCAGUUCAGCUAACCUACUGUUUCAAUGUUCAAAUCCCAAAUCAAACUUUCAUGCAUUCCGUUCCUGCCGAGACACAAGCACAUCGUUUUUCAUUUUCGGAGGGAGCCGAGGGGACUAAUUCAGCCAGGAAUCUUGCAUUGUACGUGCCUCUGUACCUUGCUGCACUCAAGGGUGAUUGGGAAGAAGCAAAAAAAAUUUUCAAUCUACAUCCACAAGCAAUAACUGCAAGGAUCACAAACGGAGGGGAAAGUGUUCUGCAUAUUGCAGCAGGCGCAAAACAGAUAAUAUUUGUAGAAGAAUUGGUCAAAAUAAUGAAUCCAUUGGAUUUGGCACUUAAAAAUAAGUAUGAAAAUACUGCACUUUGCUUUGCUGUUGCAUCUGGUAUUACAAAAAUUGCAGAGUUAAUGGUAGCAAAAAACAGAUACUUGCCUAUGAUAAGAGGUAUCAAUGGAGUGACAGCCCUACACAUUGCUGCUUUAUUGGGAUACAGAGACAUGGUCUGGUAUAUUUCUUCGGUAACGGAUAGCCAAUUUCUUACCAAAGAGGACUAUGUUGGACUACUAAUUGCAACUAUUAGCUCUGAUUUAUAUGAUGUUGCUCUGCAUAUACUUGAACAGAAACCAGAACUAGCCAUUGAAAGAGAUCCCAGUGGCGAGACAGCACUUCAUGUUCUAGCACGAAAGACUCCAGCAUUUUCAGGCAAAAGUGAACUAGGAAUCUGGAAGAGAUUCCUCAUAACUCUAGGAAUCCAGGGAGCCAUUGAGAAAACGCUGAUGCAAUCCCAAGCCCUGGAGUUGGUAAAAUUCUUGUGGAAACAGGUUCUCUUCUUAUUGGAUGAUUCAGAAAUUGGGAAGUUACUCAGGAGCCCUUCACGACCAUUGUUCAUAGCUACAGAAUUUGGAAACUUUCAGUUCAUUAGGGAGCUUCUUCUCUCCUGUCCUGAUCUCAUUUGGAAAGUUGAUGAGCAAAGUCGAAGCAUUUUUGACAUUGCUGUUAUUCAUCGCCAAGAAAAAAUCUUCAAACUUCUUUAUGACAUAGGAGCAUACAAAGAUUUGAUCACAUCCUAUAAGAACCCCAGCAAUUGUAACAUGUUGCACUUGGCUGCAAACUUGGCUCCUUCAAACAGACUUAAUAUUGUCUCUGGUGCAGCACUUCAAAUGCAACGGGAGUUGCUAUGGUUUAAGGAAGUUGAGAAGAAUAUGCUGCCAUUAUACAAGGAAAUGAAAGACUCAGAAGGUAGAACACCCCAAAUGCUAUUUACUCAGGAACACAAGGGAUUAGUAGAGAGUGGGGAGAAAUGGAUGAAGGAUACAGCAUCGUCCUGCAUGCUUGUUGCAACACUUAUUACUACAGUAAUGUUUGCCGCAAUUUUUACAGUACCAGGAGGCAACAACAAUGAUACAGGAACCCCUAUGUUCCUUAAGGACAAGUCAUUUAUAAUUUUCUCCAUGUCAGAUGCACUAGCUCUGUUCUCCUCUGUGACAUCUAUAUUGAUGUUCUUAUCUAUCCUCACCUCGCGUUAUGCUGAAGAAGAUUUCCUUGAGUCUUUGCCGAAGAGGCUGAUUAUUGGCCUAACAACACUUUUCUUUUCGAUAGCAUCAAUGCUACUUGCUUUUAGUGCAAGCUUUUUCAUUGUGGUUGGACAUCAACUGGCUUGGAUUAUUAUCCCGAUUGCUCUCACAGCUUGUGUUCCAGUCACGCUAUUUGCAUUCUUACAGUUUCCUUUGUUGGCUGAUGUUAUGCACUCUACUUAUGGAUCAGGAAUAUUUUCCAUGGAAAGGAACGAAAGGCUUUAUUAGGCUAUUUAUGAGCUGAUUACUCUAUUAUGAGAUUACAGAGUAAAACAAAGGACACUUUUUAUAAUUAUACAUUUGACUUGUGCAAAUUAGCUUACCACUUAUGAUUAUUAUUUCAGCUUUCUGUACUUUCGAUG